This is a messenger RNA of Rhododendron vialii, 3721 nucleotides long. RefSeq lists its product as uncharacterized. The record is from RefSeq and is a predicted model, not a curated record. Bases 1 to 1110 code for a protein of 369 amino acids. The transcript is spliced from 6 exons. Lineage: Eukaryota; Viridiplantae; Streptophyta; Magnoliopsida; Ericales; Ericaceae.
AUGCCUCGUGAACUGCACAUUAUCAAAACUAAAGUUAUGGUUGCACAUGAGCAGGAUUUCACUAUGCAAGAGAACUUUUGCAUUGAAACUAGAACUACCAAGAGACCUUUUGACUCUUUGAGACCAUGGAUUAGGACCAAUAUGAACACAAGAGAGGCAUUGAAACUACAUGGACUAUGGUAUGGUCAUGGAAACAUACAGGGGCCAGUGGAUUCACCAGUUUCUAUAUUUUGUUUUACUUUUUGGGCCAGGGGCAAAAAAGUUCAAGAUUAUUGGAUCCGGAAGUGGUUCCCACCAGUCAUAAUUCUUGUUUUCAGUUACCGGUGCGCCUCUGAAAACAUCCAAACAGCCUUCGCCACCGGUGGACUCCCCCGUUGUCCCAUGCAUAGCUGCGACACCCAAGUUCCCUUUUCAAAUUCCCGUCGUUAUCUCCUCUUCUUCUUCGAAACGGCAGAAAACGUUACCCAGUUCUUGAGCUGCGAAAAUCUCCCACUUCGCCUACUCUGCUGCGGGGUCUAUGGUGGAUUUCGCGUGCGACUCAUCCGGUUCCUCCUUGCUCUGCCUCCGUGCGCGCGCUCAAAUCUCGUUCAAAGGAUGGCUUCUCAUCAUCGGGGCAAGGAGGCUGCUGCGGGUCCUUCCCGAUCUAAGCGCUCCCGUGUGCAGCCAGCGCAUGAGGGGCCCUUUUUUGAGGGGGAAAUGGCUGAGUCUGAGGACGAGGCCGCUGAGGCAGGAUCUGGCUAUUAUGAGCAGUUUUCCUCUUCUGGCGAUGGUAAGAGUCAUAGGGGUUCUUUCACUGUAGAGAAUUUGGCCGAUAUUCAGAGGUCUGUGCAGGAUACUCCUAUUCUUAGAAACCUAUCCUCCCACCCAUCCGUGUACUUGCGGGCUCAAAAGGUUCCUCCUCCUCUGCCAUACAGGGGUGCUUGGUUCUUAGCUGUUACUGCUUGUCAGACUGCACGUGAGAGCUUGCGGAUUUUUCUUGAUGAUCAUGGGUUUAAAGAUUUUUUAAGGAUUUCUCCUUUUCGAUCUAGACACUCUUUGGUUCAAGCAUUGGCUGAGCGUUGGUUUAGUGAAACCAACACUUUUCAUUUGGGGAUUGUGAGUUGGGUGUGACGCCUUUGGAUUGGGCAGCGGUAAUGGGCAUUAGGUUUGGGGGAGAUCCUGUGAGGUGUCUUCCGAGUUCUGUCACUACUGCAGAUGUGACGAGGGUUCUGGGUAUAAGCAGCAAUGUAAUUAGAGAACACAGGUUUUCUGCUUCUGCCCUGAGAGGAGAGGACGGGCUUUUUCGGGAGGAGUGUUUUGGGGUGGUUCGGGACCAGCCACGUAGGAGGUUGCUCCUGUACCUCCAAGUUUCCUGCUUUUGUGCUACAACGGCUCUUGAUUUUCCAUUGAUUAUGUGAGCCUAGUGGAUUUUCCCUGACGGGAGUGUUAUUGAUUGGGGCUCGUUCACUUUUGGUACCUUCCUUCAGGCUAUGUGACGUCGGGUCAGCGGCCCUUCUCCUUCUCAGCUGGGGUUUUGGCCUUUCCUUUUGUGGUGGUCUUUCGAGCAUAUGGACGUUGCCCGUCCAAGGGUUGAGAGAGGGAUCGACACGUUUCCUUGAGCUCUGCGUUGGAUCAGGCCUAGAGCUUGCGAAUCCGACCUGUCAGACUUCGUGACAUUGCGGACCCAACUCGAGGUGAUUGAGGCGGAUCAUAUCGACUGGUUGCCUUAUGAAAAUCUUGUUGAAGCGCGUAAUUUGAGGGCAGAGUUAGUUCUGUCAAGGUCCCGGCGUCCCUUUUUUUAUAACUCCUGGGAGCUAUACAUGGGAGAGCAAUGCUGGCGGCAGUUGAUGGGCAAUUUUGCGAUUCCAGUUGAUACUCCGAGGGUUACAUUUGGCCAGCGUGACAGUAGGUCAAUCCCUCAACCUGAGAGUGCAGAUAGACUUUUGAGGCCCGGGGAUUAUAUGGAUUUUGGUUUAAAGGAGUCUCGAUAGGCAGGUUUACUUCUCUUGCUCGGGUGGUCGGGGGAUGAUCGGUCGGUGUCGAGCAGGCUAGGUACUUCCAGCUGUUUGGUGGAAACCCGGAUAUGGUGUCUGGGGACCUGUACAGGCAGGUUCUUGCGGAGAGGGAUUAUUACCGGGGGUGUCAUGAGAGGGCGGGGCAGGCCGGACCCUCUUCGGAGUGUCGGUAUCCGGGGGGUUGUACUUUUAACUUCUUCAAUUUGAAUGCGGACGAGGACGAGGACCCCAGCUUUGUGUUCCCCGAUGUUGGACCUGGGGACAACGAUCGACUUGCCGCCCCAUCUAGAGGGGCCGACUAGGACUGCUGGAGUUUUUGUGGUUAUCGUUUGUUUGAGAGGAAGAUAUGACAGUAGGAGAACUACUUGUUUUGAACAUGUAAAUAUUCUAGCAUAUAGACAGAGGUAUGAGCUAAGGCACAUAAAGCGCGGGUAGGUGCGAAUGCAGGAGUGCGAGCGUAAAAGCAUCUCUAAAAAACCUCCAAAACAACUAAAAUUUGUGCGAGAAUUGAGAGCGCGAGCGUAAGCCAUAUUGAAGAAUUAUGUGACGUAAGGGUACGAGUAACAUUCAACCGGAUUUCAAGCAAAUAAGCCAGUUGGACGCCAAACCAAAUGAGCCCGGAUAACUUCUCCAGCAAUUACACACUUCAGAUCACAAAGCCAGAAAAUUAAGCCGUCAAGGCAAAGCUAAAAAGAGACAACCACCACACUUAUUCCGUUAAUUUCUCAUUGCACACCAUAUACUUCCAUCCACUGGGGGGAAAAUGCACAGUUAAUGAAGAUUGCAAGUGUUCACUUUUCAAAAUACAGAAAAACGUGCGUGUGUAUCUGUAUGCCGUUCAGGGCAUGAGUACUUGUACACUUGCAGUCUUCAUGCCCUGACAUACGGGGCAAACAUCAACAACCCCUUCGCAAUCCUCACAAAGACAUAGAUGUCUACAAGGCAUCAACAAGAAACGGACUUCUUUACCCUUGCAAGCCCUACACUUCAGCUGCUGUUGCUGGUUUCCGAAAUUCUUGCCACUGUAAGAAGCAGCACCAUCAACCUCGCUGUCCCCCCAUCCUUCCCUUGCUGGGACCCCACCUUGCGCAACGACCUGCUGGAUAUUGCUCUUCAGGGCGUUGACUACAGACUCGCUAUAUUUGGCUCGGCAUUGCCAGGCAUUGGUUUCCAUGGAGAAUUGCUUUAUUCUCUCCGUUAGUUCUUUGUUCUUGCGGUUCAUGUCGUCUAUUUCGAGUUGUUUCUCGUGUAACUUUUUGCCAAGUUCUUUAUCUAAGGCAUUUAGUAAAGAAACCGUCUGUUUCUGCUUCAACUCUCUUAUACCCUUCAUAAUGUUUGCUUCCUGUUCGACAAAGACACUAACACUGUAAAAGUACCACUUUCAUACAAAUAAAGCAUAUAAAGUUUCACAUUCAAAACAAUUGUCGAAUGGAAAAACUAGAAAACCCACGCACCAAUCUGUUGUUUAAAAUCAACUCUCCGUUAUACGAUCAAAACUAUUACCAUAGAGAAAUUUGUUCAUUCUUAACCAAACUUUAUGAAACAAGAGAGUAGAGCUUAGGACCGGAUUUACUUUGCAAAACACGAGGCACAAGGAAAAGAACAUUUCAGAGGGUUGCGCAAUCACUGGACUGACUUUUGGAGCAAAACUGUGCUACCUCUUUCUUCUAAGUUUCUAACACAAGCAACUACAAGCCAGUCUAAUGCACUCUUCUUAUUACUGUUCC